AUGGAUAAGUAUGUCACAAGAUCGAAAAUUGGGCAUCCAAGUUCUAGCUCUACUCAUCCAUCUACCGCUUCAACCAUAGCUCCGAAAAUUCAAAGGAAAACAUUUAUUUCAGAUGUUGAUUUAGAAUCUCUUAAAGCUGAUCCGGGAAUUAGAAAGCCCAUUGCAGAAUAUAAUCCUAAUAUACGUGAUGAUAUUAGGAGAUAUUAUAUUCUUAAAAAGCCUUGCCAACCUAAGGAUCAUAAAUUUCCUAAAACUAAGUUUGGGAAGGAAAUGCGGCAUUUUUUUCCUGAUUGGUUUAAUGGUCGUAAGUGGUUGGAGUAUAGCAUAACAAAAGAUGUUGCAUUUUGUUUGUGUUGCUAUUUGUUUAAAAAUGAAUGUGAAAGUCGUGGAUAUGUGGUUGAUGCUGCUUUCACAAAGACUGGCUAUAGAGCUUGGAACAAAGCUAUUGAAAGAUUUAGAGCUUAUGUUGGAGAUAUAAAUAGCAUCCACAACAAGUGUUUCAACAAGAUGCUUGAUUUGAUGAAUCAAUCACAGUCAAUACGCACUUCCUUUGAUAAAAAGUCCAAGAAAGAAAAAAGUGAGUCUCGGCGUCGCUUGAGUGCUUCAGUUGAUGUGACAAGAUUUCUCUUGAAAUUAGGAAUAUCAUUCCAUGGACAUGAUGAGAGUUGA
Messenger RNA from Solanum verrucosum, 669 nucleotides. RefSeq lists its product as uncharacterized. The coding region runs from base 1 to 669 and encodes 222 amino acids. The record is from RefSeq and is a predicted model, not a curated record. The transcript has a single exon. Lineage: Eukaryota; Viridiplantae; Streptophyta; Magnoliopsida; Solanales; Solanaceae.